AUGAUAACAGCAUCAGCAUCAUCAUCAUCAUCAUCAUCAUUGGGAGAAGGAGAAGAAGUGAAGAAAUAUCGAUUCGCAUUGGUCGCCAAAUGGGCGACUCAUCCCUUUUUCGAGGCGGCCCACGAGGGUUGUUUGGUGGCCGCCUCUGAGUUGGGUGAUACGGAAUGCGUGUACGUUGGCCCCAUGGAUUCACCCGAUGGAUACGAACAGGAACGGAUCGUCCGCAACUUGAUUUUCAAUGAUACCAUUGACGGGAUUGCCAUAUCGGUGGGAUUGCCCGAUGUGAUGCGCGAGACCAUCCAUAUGGCUAUGGACUCCUAUAACAUUCCGGUCGUUACGUUUGAUAGCGACGAUCCCCAAUCGGAUCGAAUCGCUUAUAUAGGUACCGACAAUACCUUUUUUGGAGAACAGUUGGCCAAAACCUUGAUUCAAUUGCAUCCCAACGGUGGUAGCUUCGGAGUUUUGGGGAGUUUUCACGACGCACCCAAUCUAGCGGAACGAAUGGUGGGAUUGCGACACACCCUAACGAACCGCAAUCAUGGGGAUGGAACAUGGAUCGAGGUGGAGGGGAGUCCCUUCGCGUAUAACGCAACCGAUAUGGAUGCCGCUUUCGCACAAAUGGAAUUCUUUGCCCAACAAAACGUUACGGCGAUUGUUCCCGUCCAAGUUGGUCCUAUGGGCGACGGGAGACGAUGGAAAGAGUUUCGACGACGACACGCCAACAUCACAUUGGUCAAUGCCGAUGAUUUAGAUUUUCAACUGACUUUGUUGGCGCAUCGGUACGUGGAUGGAUUAGUCGGACAGUUACCAUUCGAAAUGGCGUUAUUGUCCAUGAAAGCACUACACCAACUCGUACAAGGCGAAACCCUCGAGUCCGAUGUUAUUGGGACCAAUUUAUUAGUCCACUUGAAGGUCCCGUUGGUACUGCCGGGAUUGGUCGUGGACGAUGGUCGAAUCGAUCAGCUGCGGAUCAUGGGAUAUACCUUUUGUGCAAUCGCCGUAACGGCGUCGUUGGGGGCAUGUGGAUGGACUUUUGCCAACAGGAAAGUACGGGUGGUCAUUGCCAGUCAACCCUUCUUUUUGUACAUGGUAGCCGUGGGGAUCUUGAUUUUGUCCAGUACCAUCAUCCCGUUGUCGUUUGACGAUGGUGGGCACCAAUACGACUAUCGUGAGAAUUUAGAUCUUUCGAUCACAGCCAACCAAGAUGAAACGAAACGGGUUGCCAUUUGCAUGUCGGUGCCAUGGUGUGCUUUGAUGGGCUUUUCGAUAGUAUUUGCCUCGCUAUUCAGUAAGACAUGGAGAAUCAACAAGAUCUUUCGAUCGCAGACGUUCACACGAGUGCAAGUCACGGCCCGUCAGGCCCUGACGCCGAGUAUGCUCGUGCUCGGUCUGAACUUGGUUGUUUUGAUAUGUUGGACAAUCCUGGAUCCAUUGACGUACACACGGCAGGCCCAUCUGGGGACCGAUGGAUGGAACCGUGAAUUGAGUACCUACGGUUCGUGUCAAUCCAACAACGUUGCAAGAUUCAUUGUGCCCCUGUUCGUUAUCAACCUCAUCCUGUUGGCCAUUGCCAACUGGCAAGCCUACGAGGCGAGAUUCAUCGAGAGUGAAUUUGCAGAGUCCAAGUACAUUGCUGCCUGUAUGGCGAGUUUACUGCAAGCCAUUGUGAUGGGCGUUCCGAUCUUGUACAUGAUUCGUGACAACCCGGAAGCGUACUACCUGAUUCUAGUUACCACGAUAUUUGUCGUGUGCAUGGUAACCUUGUCGGUGAUUUUUCUUCCGAAGAUGCUCUAUGUGAGAGAAUUCUUGUCCAUGAGUAAAGAAUCGCAAAUGUUUACAAUGAAGGAUGCCAUCCAACGAUCAUCGGUCACUAGUAGUGCUAGGAGGUUGUCUACUACCGGGAUGGAUCGAUCGCCCGCGAGGAGGAGUCCUGUCGAUCUCCAAUCGUCUCUUCGAAGUCGAUUCUUUCGGGUGAAGGAUCCCAACGAGGGACAAACGGCGGCAUCUGGUACAAUAAUGAGACAGCGUCGUGCAUUGAAUGAUUCAUCACGACAGAAACAGGUGGAACGACUUCCACUCGCGGCAAGCUCCAUCGCAGAAGGUGCUGUACCAGCCUUUGACAUCACCGAUGAGACAACGAGCAAUGACGAGUUAGAAGAGGGACAACAAGAUGGAUUACGACUCUACCGUCGACGAGAGCCUGUCAUCUUGAGCGUCGUUGAUGACGAUGUUUCGAAUUGUGAAUCUGAUGGAAAUCUACGACAUCAUACUAAAUCUUCUGAUGUGGAGGGUGGGGAAGGGGCUGCUGCCAAAGCUAUGGCGGAGUGUGAUCCAGUCACAAUUGUACCGGAUACAGAAGAGAAACCUGAGGAAGCCUGUUAG
This is a messenger RNA of Seminavis robusta, 2382 nucleotides long. NCBI's taxonomy places the organism in Eukaryota, Bacillariophyta, Bacillariophyceae, Naviculales, Naviculaceae. The record is from the annotation of a GenBank genome assembly.